Elephantulus edwardii (Cape elephant shrew) is the source of this 3007-nucleotide messenger RNA. It is a transcript of the gene SIK2, whose product is annotated as salt-inducible kinase 2. The record is from RefSeq and is a predicted model, not a curated record. Gene Ontology annotation, molecular function: ATP binding; magnesium ion binding; tau-protein kinase activity. NCBI's taxonomy places the organism in Eukaryota, Metazoa, Chordata, Mammalia, Macroscelidea, Macroscelididae. Gene Ontology annotation, biological process: microtubule cytoskeleton organization; intracellular signal transduction; protein phosphorylation. The transcript has 15 exons. Gene Ontology annotation, cellular component: cytoplasm. Bases 91 to 2871 code for a protein of 926 amino acids.
GCCCCAGAGCAAGCGCAGCGGCUGUCGCCGGAGCUCGAGCCCGCUGCCCGCCUGCGCUCCAGUCCGCGGUGUCUAGCACCGGGGCCCAGCAUGGUCAUGGCGGAUGGCCCGAGGCACUUGCAGCGUGGGCCGGUCCGGGUGGGGUUCUACGACAUCGAGGGCACGCUGGGCAAGGGCAACUUCGCCGUGGUGAAGCUGGGGCGGCACCGGAUCACCAAGACGGAGGUGGCGAUAAAAAUAAUAGAUAAAUCCCAGCUGGAUGCCGUAAACCUUGAGAAAAUCUACCGAGAAGUACAAAUAAUGAAAAUGUUAGACCAUCCGCACAUAAUCAAACUUUAUCAGGUAAUGGAGACCAAAAAUAUGUUGUACCUUGUGACUGAAUAUGCCAAAAAUGGAGAAAUAUUUGAUUAUCUUGCUAAUCAUGGCCGGUUAAAUGAGUCUGAAGCCAGGCGUAAAUUCUGGCAAAUCCUGUCUGCUGUUGAUUAUUGUCAUGGGCGGAAGAUUGUGCAUCGUGACCUCAAGGCUGAAAAUCUCCUGCUAGAUAACAACAUGAAUAUCAAAAUAGCAGAUUUCGGUUUUGGAAAUUUCUUUAAAAGUGGUGAACUGCUGGCAACGUGGUGUGGCAGCCCCCCUUAUGCAGCCCCAGAAGUCUUUGAAGGGCAGCAGUAUGAAGGACCACAGCUGGAUAUUUGGAGCAUGGGUGUUGUCCUUUACGUUCUCGUCUGUGGAGCUCUGCCUUUUGAUGGACCCACUCUUCCGAUCUUGAGGCAGAGGGUUUUGGAAGGAAGAUUCCGGAUUCCUUAUUUCAUGUCAGAAGAUUGUGAGCACCUCAUUCGCAGGAUGUUGGUCCUAGACCCAUCCAAACGGCUAACCAUAGCACAAAUCAAGGAGCAUAAGUGGAUGCUGGUGGAUGUUCCGGUCCAGAGACCUUCUCUCUAUCCACAAGGACAAGAAAAUGAACCAUCUAUUGGGGAGUUCAAUGAGCAAGUUCUGCGAUUAAUGCACAGCCUUGGAAUAGAUCAACAAAAAACCAUUGAGUCUUUGCAGAACAAGAGCUAUAACCACUUUGCUGCCAUUUAUUACUUGUUGGUGGAGCGGCUGAAAUCACACAGGAGCAGUUUUCCUGUGGAGCAGAGACUUGAUGCCCGCCAGCGCCGACCUAGCACCAUUGCUGAACAAACAGUUGCCAAGGCUCAGAAUGUGGGACUCCCGGUGCCUGUCCACUCACCAAAUGUGAGGCUGAUGCGUUCCGCCCUCCUCCCAACAGCAUCCAACGUGGAGGCCUUUCCCUUUCCUGCUUCUGGCUGUCAGACGGAAGCAGCCUUUAUGGAAGAAGAGUGUGUUGAUACUCCAAAGGUCAAUGGCUGUCUGCUUGAACCUGUUCCGCCUGUCCUGGUGAGGAAAGGAUGCCAGUCAUUGCCCAGCAACAUGAUGGAGACCUCCAUUGAUGAAGGGCUUGAGGCAGAAGGGGACGUCGAGGAAGACCCUGGCCAGGCCUUUGAAGCAUUCCAGUCCACACGUAGCGGACAGAGACGGCACACACUGUCAGAAGUAACCAAUCCACUGGUCAUGAUGCCUGGCUCAGGGAAGAUGUACUCCAUGAGUGACAGCCCUUCCCUUGACAGUGUGGACUCAGAGUAUGAGAUGGGGUCUGUCCAGAGGGACCUGAACUUCCUGGAGGACAACCCCUCCCUUAAGGACAUCAUGUUAGCUAAUCAGCCUUCAACUCACGUGCCGUCGCCAUUCAUAAGCCUGAGACCUGCCAACCCGGCCAUGCAGGCGCUCAGCUCCCAAAAGCGUGAGGUUCACAACAGGUCACCGGUGAGCUUCCGGGAGGGCCGCAGAGCGUCGGACACCUCCCUCACACAAGGGAUUGUAGCAUUUAGGCAGCAUCUUCAGAAUCUGGCUAGAACCAAAGGAAUCCUAGAAUUAAACAAAGUACAGUUGCUGUAUGAACAGAUGGGAUCCGAGGCUGACCCCAGCUUGGCAUCUGCUGUUCCUCAGCUCCAAGACCUUGCUAGCAGCUGCCCCCAGGAGGAAGUUUCCCAGCAGCAGGCGAAUGUCGCGGGUCUGUCCGGCAGCAUACAUCCUCAGCUGGCUCGGCGGCAGAGCCUGGAGACCCAGUACCUGCAGCACAGACUCCAGAAGCCCAGCCUUCUGUCAAAGACCCAGAACACCUGUCAGCUUUACUGUAAAGAGACACCGCGGAGCCUGGAGCAGCAGCUGCAGGAGCACAGGCUCCAACAGAAACGUCUCUUCCUCCAGAAGCAGUCUCAACUGCAGGCCUAUUUUAACCAGAUGCAGAUAGCAGAGAGCUCAUACCCACCUCCCAGUCAGCAGCUGCCCCUUUCCCACCAGGAGAGCCCCCCACCGGCACAGCAGCCACCAACCUUCAGCCUGGCACAGUCCCUGAGCCCCGUCCUGGAGCCGUCUGAGCGGAUGCCGUACAGCAGCCCUUUCCUCAGGCAGUACCAGGAGAUGCAGCUGCAGCCGCUGCCCUCGGCGCCAGGCCCUCGUGCUGCCCCUCCGCUGCCAGCGCAGAUGCAGCCGCAGCAGCCACCGCCACCACCUCCACCACCGCCCCCACAGCAGCGGGGAGCAGCCCCAUCACCCUUGUCUUUCCCGUACCAGACUUGCGAGCUUCCAAGUGCUGCUUCCCCUGAGCCAGACUACCCUCCUCCCUGUCAGUACCCUAUGGAUGGGGCCCAGCCAGGGGAGGCCACAGCGCAGGACUGUCCCAGGAGCCCUGGACUGCAGGAGACUGCCUCCACCUAUGACCCUCUAGCCCUGUCUGAGUUACCUGGACUCUUUGAUUGUGAAAUGCUAGAGGCUGUGGAUCCGCAGCACAGCGGGUAUGUGCUGGUGAAUUAAUCUCAGCACGGAAGGCAAGGUGGGUCAGAUGAAAGAUGAGUGUGUAUUUCUAUUUUUAUUCCAGCCUUUUAAAUUUAAAAGCUUAUUUUCUUGCCCUGUCUUUAGUAGGAAAAAGUCAGGGUGCCCGACUGGAAUC